UACAGAUCCACAUUUCUUAGACUCAUCCAAUCCUGGAUAUAUUUCUCCAUUAAAUAAAUCAUUUCAAUUUGUUUUCUAACCCUAUUUUCAUCCCCCCUUCUUUUGAUUUUUCAUUAAUAUAAUCGCUAUUUUGAUAUGGGUUUUUCUUCUUUAAUCGAAUCUGGGUUCGAUUUCGGGUUCAAGAAAGGGUUUAUCGAAGCUAUGGAGUCUGUUUCAAUGGCGGCCAUUUUGAAUACAAGCAAUGUAUGUUUCUUUUCGUGGUUUAUCGUAUGGGGUUUUUUAGACAUUUUAAAGCAAAGAAGGGGUGGUGGAGGUGGUGAAAGAACGAGAUUUCUCAGAAAUCUUCCACUUUUUUCCAUUAUUACCCUUGUGUCAAGCUUUAUAAUCAUGAUUUCUCAUAUGGGGUUUUGUGUAUGUAAGUUCUUGAAGCAUGAGGUUGUCACUUGUGAGUCUGUGAUCUUGGCAUUCACAUGGUGUUUAGCAACUGUUGUAACCGUUUAUUCAUUAGUGAAUAGAAGGGUUGGGCAAACAAGAAGAUGGUGUAUGGUUCUUGUUCUUUUCUGGGUGUUUUCUGGGAUUCUUGAUUUAGUUUUAGUGACUUUCAUUAUCUUCGACUAUUUCGAAUCGAAAAACAUGCAUAUAUUGGGCUCAAUCGCGAAUAUCAUUGAUAUAUUCACUUUACCGUUCUUGAUUCUUUUGUGUUCCAAUGGUGUCCAAUUUUGUGUCACCAAGAAACACAAAGAACUUGAGGAGCCAUUACUCCAAGAAAAUGGUCAAGAAAAUCUUGGAGACACUAGUGCCUUCACAAAGGCAGGAAUAUGGAAGAGGGUUACAUUCAAUUGGCUCAACCCUCUUUUCGUAUUGGGUCGAACUCAAAAACUCGAGUUCAAUCAUGUACCUUCGAUCCCAGAAUCCGAAACAGCCGAAGAAGCUGCAUUUUGGUUGGAAGAGUCUCUUCAGAAACAAAAGACUCGAGUUUCGGUAUUGCCCAAGGCCAUUAUUGAUGCUAUACGGGGAUCUUUAGCGAUCAACGCGGUUUUCGCAGGAGCUAACACACUUGCUGCAUACAUGGGGCCGAUCUUGAUCACAAGAUUUGUGAAUUACUUAUCGGAAGAUGAUCGUGAUUCAAACUACAAAACGGGUUUGAUUCUUUCGUCCAUUUUCUUCUUAUCGAAGACGGUGGAAUCUUUGUCUCAAAGACAAUGGUAUUUUGGUGCUCAACGUAUUGGCAUUCGAAUACGGGCUGCUCUUAUGGUACUCAUAUACAAGAAAUCUUUAUCGAUCAAAUAUGGUACAAUGAGCAACGGGAAGGUAGUAAAUUUGAUCAAUGUGGACGUCGAAAAGAUUGGAGAGUUUUUCUGGCAUAUUCACGGAAUCUGGUUGCUUCCGGUUCAGGUUCUUUUAGCAUUGGUCAUCUUAUAUAUGAAUCUUGGUUUUGCUCCUUCCAUGGCCGCAUUUAUCUCCACGGUUCUAGUUAUGGUCAGCAACACCCCAUUGGCGAAUCGACAAAAAGAUUAUCAAACGAAGGUCAUGGAGUCGAGAGACUCGAGGAUUAAAGCAACUGCCGAGAUCUUGAAGAGCAUGCGGGUAUUGAAACUGCAUUCGUGGGAAUCCAACUUCAAGAAAAAGCUAAUUGAUUUAAGAGAAAAAGAGCGGAAUUGGCUCAAGAAGUAUCUUUAUACGUGCUCGGCGAUUGCUUUCCUGUUUUGGACAUCACCAACAGUGGUUUCGGUUUCCACUUUUGGCGUUUGCAUUUUCUUGCGGACGCCAUUAACGCCAGGUGUCGUGCUCUCGACGUUGGCGACUUUCAGAAUCUUGCAGGAUCCCAUUUAUAAUCUCCCGGAGCUUGUUUCCAUGGUGGCUCAAACAAAGGUUUCACUUGAUCGAAUCAAAGAAUUUAUAAUAGAUCAAGAUGGUAAACAGUCAGUAGAACCUCAAUCUUUAGAGCCAUCGUCAAGUGUGGCUAUAGAAAUCGAACCAGGAGAGUAUGCGUGGGAUACGAACGACUCUGAUCAACGACGGCCCACGAUAAAGAUUUCUUCGAAGAUGAAAAUCCCGAAAGGUUUCAAGGUAGCGGUAUGUGGUUCGGUUGGAGCUGGGAAAUCGAGCUUACUCUGUAGCAUACUAGGCGAAAUCCCGAGGAUUUCUGGUCGGCGUAUCAAAGUGUUUGGAUCAAAAGCGUUUGUGCCACAAAGUGCGUGGAUUCAAACAGGAACAAUAAGGGAUAACAUAUUAUUCGGUAGGCAAAUGAACAAGCCGUUUUACGAUGAAGUUGUUGAUGGAUGUGGUCUGGAUCGUGAUUUCGAGACAUGGGUCGAUGGCGAUCUAAGUAUCGUGGGCGAACGAGGCUUGAAUUUAAGCGGUGGACAAAAACAACGGAUUCAAUUAGCGAGAGCUUUGUAUAAUGCUUCGGAUGUUUAUAUCCUCGAUGAUCCGUUUAGCGCGGUCGAUGCUCACACCGGGGCUCAUAUGUUCAAGAAAUGUUUGAUAAAUCUUUUAGAUCAAAAGACUGUUGUUUACGUAACGCAUCAAUUGGAGUUUUUAAGCGCAUCGGACUUGAUUCUGGUAAUUAAAGAUGGCGGUAUCGUUCAAUCGGGAAAGUAUGACGAGCUUAUUGCAAAUCCCGCUAGCGAAUUUGCACGACAAAUAGCUGCACAUUCCAAGUCUUUGAACCAGGUGAACCCGCCCAACGAGCCCCAAACCUUAACCAUGUACCCACAGGCUAUCCAGGGUUCACACUCGGAACGAAAACACGAGCCAUCUCAGACCCACGGCAGGUCAUUAGAAACAAAACCGCAAGAAGAAUCACAGUCUGGUCGGGUGAAGCUCAGUGUUUACUCAACUUUCAUCUUUUCGGCUUAUAAAGGAGCUCUAGUUCCGGUUAUCGUCAUCUGUCACGUGCUCUUUUUAUUACUGCAACUCGGCAGCAACUAUUGGAUGGCGUGGGCUACCGAAGAUGAGGGUCGGUUUAGCAGCAAGACCCUCAUCGGAAUCUUCGUGCUUUUAUCCGGUGGAAGCUCGGUUUUCAUUUUAGGACGGGCGAUUUUGCUGUCGACGAUUGCUAUCGAGACCGGUCAAAACCUCUUCCUACAAAUGAUAACUUCAGUUUUCCGUGCACCAGUUUCGUUUUUCGACUCCACUCCUUCGAGCCGGAUCCUCAACCGUUCUUCAACGGAUCAAAGCACGGUGGACGUUGAUAUCCCAUACCGAUUGGCGGGAUUAGUUUUCGCAAUGAUUCAGCUUGUAAUCAUCAUUUUACUUAUGUCGCACGUUGCGUGGCCGAUCUUUUUGCUCUGUGUUAUCAUCUUUGCGAUAUCGUUAUGGUAUCAGGCGUACUACAUUACUACGGCAAGGGAACUAGCGAGGAUGAUCGGGAUUCAAAAGUCUCCCAUUCAGCACCAUUUUUCAGAAUCGAUUUCUGGGGCCUCGAUGAUCCGUUGCUUCAAUCAAGAAGUCCGUUUCUUGACGAAAUGUUUAAACGUUAUCGAUGAUUACUCUCGUGUUACUUUUCACAAUACCGCUACGAUGGAGUGGUUAUGUGUUCGGAUCAACUUCCUCUUCAACCUUGUCUUUUUUCUCCUUCUAGUCGCCUUGGUGCACCUCCCACGGUCGUCUAUAAACCCUAGUUUAGCCGGGUUAGCGGUUACGUAUGGUUUGAGCCUGAACGUACUGCAAGCUUGGGUGAUAUGGAACCUCUGCAACGUCGAAAACAAGAUGAUUUCGGUUGAAAGAAUUCUUCAGUUUGCAAAUAUUCCAAGCGAAGCCCCUGCAAUCAUCGAAAAUUGUAUCCCCGAAACUAACUGGCCGUCAAGAGGAGAAAUCGAGCUCAAAGAUCUACACGUUCAAUACCACCCGGCUCUUCCAACGGUUUUGAGAGGAAUCACUUGUACUUUUCCGGCUAGAAAAAAGAUUGGGGUGGUGGGAAGAACCGGGUGCGGGAAAUCGACACUGAUCCAGGCUCUAUUCAGGGUGGUUGAACCCACGAAAGGUCAAAUCUUGAUCGAUGGGCUCGAUAUUUCGAAGAUUGGGUUGCAUGAUCUGAGGUCUAAGUUGGGGAUAAUCCCACAAGAUCCAACUUUGUUUCAAGGAACCAUGAGAACAAAUCUUGAUCCUUUGGAACAGCAUUCGGAUCAUGAAAUAUGGGAGGUACUAAACAAGUGUCAGCUUGCGGAUAACGUAAGGCAGGACAAACGGCUUCUCAAUACACCAGUUGCUGAAGAUGGCGAAAACUGGAGCGUUGGACAACGGCAACUCGUAUGCUUAGCGAGGGCGUUGCUACAAAAACGCACCAUAUUGGUACUAGAUGAGGCCACCGCUUCCAUCGAUACAGAAACCGAUAAUGUGAUGCAAAGGACGAUAAGAGAAGAAACGAGCAGAUGUACUGUCAUAACCAUCGCGCAUCGGAUACCCACCAUCGUUGACAGCGAUCUAGUUCUCGUUCUUGAUCAAGGGAAAGUAGCGGAGUAUGAUUCUCCGUCACGGUUGCAACACGAUGGCGGUUCGGCAUUUUCGAAGUUGGUGAAUGAAUUCUUGAGGAGAUCUUUAUGAUCCAUGGAUGGUUGAUUUGGUUUUAGAUUUGAGUGUACAGUGAAGGUAGUUAGGAUCCCAAAGUCUAGAGCAUUGGACUAGAUUGGGCUGGCUUGAUUAGGUACGAGAACACUCCAUACGGUAAUCAAGCCCGACCCAACCUGGUCCAGACCGUGUUGACAAAUGACGAAUAGGCGUAUGAUAGAACUAGCCAACUAACGGCUAUUUGGUAGAUAUUGAUUUUAGUGUAGAAUGAUCAAGAGACUAUGAUUUAGUGUAAAAUGAAUUGUUCUGAAUAGACAGUCUCAAAAUUACAAUUUUAACCCUUUGUAUAGUUUAACGAUGAAUGAAA
Messenger RNA from Cynara cardunculus var. scolymus (artichoke), 4879 nucleotides. RefSeq names its product putative ABC transporter C family member 15. The record is from RefSeq and is a predicted model, not a curated record. Gene Ontology annotation, cellular component: plant-type vacuole; vacuolar membrane. The coding region runs from base 136 to 4548 and encodes 1470 amino acids. Gene Ontology annotation, molecular function: ATP binding; ABC-type transporter activity; ATP hydrolysis activity. Gene Ontology annotation, biological process: transmembrane transport. The transcript is spliced from 9 exons. Lineage: Eukaryota; Viridiplantae; Streptophyta; Magnoliopsida; Asterales; Asteraceae.